ACGAAAACUAUAGUUACCUAGUUGCCAGGACAACGUUGUUACGUUUAGUUACGUUUAGCUAAAAUUGUGUUUAUGGAACGCUAAAUUUAUUUAUUGUAUCGUUUUUUCCACGAUUUACAACGCCGAGAUGAUGUACUUAAAGCGAUGAAUAUAAAGACGGAGGAAUACACGAGUACAUGUGAUAAUGACGACUGUCCCCUUGUGGGCUCUCUCCCUUCCACUCCCUGCCAUAAUCCUGGUCUCCGUUGGACUCUAUAUGCUGUUUCUUGCCGGGGUCUUAUGGUGCCAUCACUGUCUCAAGACCCAGUGUGAUCCUCAGUGUACAGACUGUUGCCCGAGCAUGUCUCCUUUUGAGUACUGUCACAUGUGUGCUCAGUCAUGUGACUGCCGCCCGCCAUCUCUCCACAUGUGCCUUGACCAAUCCUGUCCUUCUUCUAAUUGUGCCAUGUGGGACUGCACAUGCAACCCUCAGCCACCUCAGUGUGACUCCAUCAACUGCUUAUGCUGUGAGAUCAAGUUCAAAUAGAGACAGAUUUGUAACACCAUGUGAGUCCAGAACAUCCAAAAGGUUUCCAUAUAAGAGUCUAGAGCUGCGAGUGUGCUCACGUGUUCAGAAGUGCAUUUAAUUUUUUUAAUUUUUCUCCAUAUUAAUUUCACAUUUAGUUAAACACAUUUCUUGAAUGCCUUUAUGUUUUAUGUUUACUGUUUACUUCCGCUGCUAACGUGCAAAGUACAUGCUUUCUGAAGAUCAUAAACCUAGCAAAGCCAUUUUUCAAUGUUUACCAAUAGCUAAUAAAUGUGAUCUGUUACUAAAUUUCCAACUGUUUAUACCAGCAUUAAAUAAAAACUGGCAUCAUGGUCUUUCUUUUCUGUAAUCUUUUAAAAAUUUGUCCAUGUGAUUGAGAAAUAAUAAGCA
Messenger RNA from Tachysurus vachellii, 916 nucleotides. RefSeq lists its product as uncharacterized. Bases 185 to 526 code for a protein of 113 amino acids. The transcript has 4 exons. The record is from RefSeq and is a predicted model, not a curated record. Lineage: Eukaryota; Metazoa; Chordata; Actinopteri; Siluriformes; Bagridae.